AUGAAAAAAUUAUCACAACCUUUCCGAAAACUGUCGGAAACUGUGGUGCCGGAGAUGGAAAAUCGAAAAAAUGAACACGAAAUAGAAAAACUCCAAAAGUUAAUUCAAAAUGGAAAUUCUUUGUGUCGCAAUUCGUCUAUUGAGUUAACCAUCCAAGAAUUUUAUAAAAUUGUAAAGGAGAGGAAUAUUGCCCAAAAAAAAAUUGAGUGCUUAAAUAACAAUGAAAGUUAUAUCGAACCCGUUGAAGGAGAAAUUCAGGAAUUGAGUUUCUGUGCGAAAAUCUCAAAAAAUCAAGUUCCACAUGCGGAUUUAAAAAAUGACUUGCGGAAUAGAUAUUCGACUUUCUUGUAUACUCCCGACGAAUGUGAUGAAGGUGAGUCUAACGUGGGAUUGGGAGAGAAAUAUACAUCCUAUCAAUUAGACAAGAAUGUAUUUCGUCGUAAACGGAAAGAUCUUGGUUUCUUAAGACAUACAGAGUUAAUCGGGGCGUAUCAUGAGGAUUAUGAAAGAAUUUUAGUGUUUGCAUCUAGUUUGAUUGGUGAAACAAUUAACAGAGUUCAGGAAGCGGUAAGAAAAGUUGAACUCGAUUUAUAUGAAUCAAUUGAAAAAGAAAAUUUGUGA
This is a messenger RNA of Acaulospora colombiana, 621 nucleotides long. NCBI's taxonomy places the organism in Eukaryota, Fungi, Glomeromycota, Glomeromycetes, Diversisporales, Acaulosporaceae. The record is from the annotation of a GenBank genome assembly.